Messenger RNA from Frankliniella occidentalis (western flower thrips), 1291 nucleotides. RefSeq names its product E3 ubiquitin-protein ligase TTC3-like. The coding region runs from base 191 to 616 and encodes 141 amino acids. The transcript is spliced from 5 exons. Lineage: Eukaryota; Metazoa; Arthropoda; Insecta; Thysanoptera; Thripidae. Gene Ontology annotation, molecular function: ubiquitin protein ligase activity; zinc ion binding. The record is from RefSeq and is a predicted model, not a curated record. Gene Ontology annotation, biological process: protein ubiquitination.
UGAGCCUGCCCUCAGGCACUUCAACUCUAAGAAGUCCGCAUGUGACUGGAGAACUUCUCUCCCCUCAACCUCACGUGCAGGUUUCGGGGAUGAUGACAACACUCCUGCUUCAACAAGGAGGAAACCUGGACGCCCUAAGGGCUCUAAAAACAAAGUACCCGUAGACUCAUCUGACUCAGAAGAUGAAAAGAUGACCAAGACCUUGAACUCUUCAGAUGAAGCAGCUGAGCUUAGGCAGUCCAAAAGUAAGCGGUUCAAGUCCAAACCACUUGUGCCUCAAAACUGGAAGGAACUACCAUCUACUUCAAGUGCUGGUUUUGGGAAGGAGAACAAGCCUCCUGUCAACAAAAGGAGGCCGGGACGGCCAAAGGGGUCGAAGAAUAAAUGUACUAAGGUAGCUCCUGAAUCUUGUGCUUCAGAGACUGGAGGACUAUCCUGCCAUAUAUGCAGAGAAGGUCAAGAGGGAGGAGCAUAUUGUAUAACUGACUGUGGCCAUCUCUUUCAUAAGAAGUGCCUUGACAGGUGGAUCGCUACAUCUAGCCAGAAAUACAGAACCUUGAAGACUUGUCCUUACUGUGGCGGGAAUUUUCAGGACAGUAUACCAUUUUUUGGUUAGAAAUUGUUUCUUCAGUGUUUUGUGUCACCUGUUUUGUAAAUAUUUUCUAUAGCACUUGUUAUGUGCUCAUGUACAUAUUUUGCCUAGGCUUGACUAGUUAGUGAUUACCCUCCACUACGCUUGACUGUAAAUACUCUAUGUAAUCUCUCAUUGUUUCUUUGAAAUGUUUUCCUAAGUUUUUGCAACUUAAAAUGAUUUAUUGAAUUGACUGACCCUUGUUUUAAUUAUGAAGCACUGCAAAAACUUUGUAUAUUUAGUUUGAAUUAAUAAAAGCCUUCCACAUGUAGAUUAUGCUUUCAAUUAUUUCAGUUAAUUACACUUUGUCUUUGUAACAGGAAAGUUACUUGUAACAUUUUACACCAGGGCUUUUAGUUGAUAAAAUAGGUUUGUUAAAAUGAUUGCAUCAAGGCAGUAUGGUUCCAUGUUUAGUGCCUUCAAAAUGCUAUGGCUUGAACUUCAGCUCCUCUUCCACUUCAACUGUGUAUUUUACUGAAUUUUUUUCAUACAUCACUUGCUUUGAUACAAUGUACCUUUGCUCUGUAACUGUUACUGUUAAACGUUUUAUUCAUUAGUUAUGGAAGCCCUUUCUAUUUCUAAGGUUUUGAAAAAUUAAACUGACUAACCCUUUCAAUUGAUUCUUUUCUUUGGUUGGUUCCUCUACCUCUCAUAACAAUU